This is a messenger RNA of Octopus sinensis (East Asian common octopus), 1880 nucleotides long. Its product is annotated as TWiK family of potassium channels protein 12-like. NCBI's taxonomy places the organism in Eukaryota, Metazoa, Mollusca, Cephalopoda, Octopoda, Octopodidae. Gene Ontology annotation, molecular function: potassium ion leak channel activity. Gene Ontology annotation, biological process: potassium ion transmembrane transport; stabilization of membrane potential. Gene Ontology annotation, cellular component: membrane. The coding region runs from base 218 to 1708 and encodes 496 amino acids. The record is from RefSeq and is a predicted model, not a curated record. The transcript is spliced from 2 exons.
CUACCUACAUCUGUCCUUUUCCCUUCACACACACACACAUAUAUAUAUAUAUACAUGCAUACAUACAAAACCACUUCAUACGUAUCUGCUCCACUUUCACAUACCAAGCUUCCUACUAUCCUAACUCAGUAUUUAUCUAUCACCUCUGUAAUUCUUCAUCUUUCUUUCACAUAAUAUAUAUAAAUAUUCGUCGAUUCACAGUUUUGUUUUCUGUAGAAUGUCUCACUCAGUUACAAAGAACAACGAAACAGAACCCAGGAGGGACAGCAAAGUAUCGCGAGCCCACAUCCUAUGGAGAUGGUUUUUAAAAGGUCUGAAGACCUCCAUCAUGUUUUUCUUCUCUCAUGUUGGGCUGACUGGUAGCGUGGUAGCCUACAACAUCUUCGGAGGAUGGAUCUUCAUGGAACUAGAAGCCCCACACGAACGUGACCUGAGAAAAGAGGUGAGCAGCAUACGCUCCAAAUACAGGGCUAUCUUGGCUAACGUGUCAACACAACAGGGGGCCAACAAUGACAGUUUGUCAAAUUCUGGAUACAUAUAUGACAAUAUUGUCAAAUUUGAGGAAGAACUUGUUCGGUUUAUAGCCACAACAGAGUGGAAUGGUCUCGAUGAAGAGUUUGAAUUGCAGUGGUCCUAUACAGGUGCACUACUUUAUUCUGUUACAGUUGUCACAACAAUAGGAUAUGGUCACAUUGCACCCAAAACCAUGUGGGGCCGCAUUGUCACAAUCAUCUAUGCCAUAUUUGGUAUCCCGUUGACUUUGCUAUGUCUGCGAACAAUUGGUUCCUUUAUGGCAGGAAUAUUCAAAUUCAUCUAUGAAAACAUUUGCUACCAACUUUAUAAACAAUGGCAACGUUUAAGGAUCUAUAUCGUCAAAACUAAACGAAAGCAAACACAGCGAUUUCUUCAGGCAAAGAUGGUCCUAGAGGAAUUGAUUGAGAAGAGCAACGAAUUAUUGAAACCAACAGAUGAUAGUGACAGUUCCCAAAGCAGUUCUGAAGACGACUCGAAAAAUUCUAUUAACAAAGAAAUACACCAGAAAGAAAUAAAGAAAGGUCGCCAAAGAAUUCUGAAAUGGAAAUCUCGUAAAGACACCAGGAAGAAACUCAUAUUAUCAAGGCAAGUUCCGGUGCAGCAGCAGCAACCAAACGAAGAAACAAAUGAUUGUGAUAUGACUCAGAGAAUUGCAGAAGAUUCUUGUAAAAUAACAAUGUCACCUCAAAGUAGUAAGACAGCAUUUGUUGAAGACAAUGAUAUUCUAUUCCAAGAAAAACCAGAAAGCCAUGAUGGCAUCAAGCUUCGCCCACGAGGUUCACAUCAUGAAAUCCGUGUCCCCGUGUAUAUAACCCUUCUUGUUAUUGCAGGUUAUAUAUUUAUAGGGGCCGUGUUGUUUUCUCUGUGGGAAAAGAACUGGGAUUACCUCAUCGGUUCCUAUUUUUGCUUUGUUACCCUGAGUACAAUCGGGUUUGGGGAUUUCGUGCCAGGGUCAGGUGUCGAUUCGUGGUCAAGCGCUGAAAAACAGGCAAUAUGUACGAUUUAUCUUCUGUUUGGUUUGGCAAUGAUAGCCAUGAGUUUCAACUUGAUGCAGCAAGAGGUCAAACUGAAAUUUAUUGAUUUAGGCAAACGGAUUGGGCUGAUUGAUGAAACAGCAAUUGCAAGCGUCAAUGGCGAUGAAGAUGAUGAAGAAGAAGAGAAAACACACCAGUAGACACAAAACAAGAACUUUCAAUGACAAACUGAACAAGACUUUUUUUAUAUAUAUAAAUAUAUAUUUAUUUCUCAAAGUAGACCACAAAUUUAUAAAUGAGUUGAAGGGUUUGUUUUACCUUAAAAGAAAUAUUGAAAUUCUUCAUGUAGUAGACCUAAUAUUACUGGACCAU